Messenger RNA from Zeugodacus cucurbitae (melon fly), 4214 nucleotides. RefSeq names its product developmental protein eyes absent (gene eya). Gene Ontology annotation, cellular component: nucleus. NCBI's taxonomy places the organism in Eukaryota, Metazoa, Arthropoda, Insecta, Diptera, Tephritidae. Gene Ontology annotation, biological process: multicellular organism development; negative regulation of extrinsic apoptotic signaling pathway in absence of ligand; positive regulation of DNA repair. Gene Ontology annotation, molecular function: protein tyrosine phosphatase activity. Bases 1267 to 3705 code for a protein of 812 amino acids. The transcript has 5 exons. The record is from RefSeq and is a predicted model, not a curated record.
UAUAGCCAUAUAGCUUGUGUUGAGCAGUUGCGGCAGCAGGCCAAUCAGUUGGUGUGCAACUUUGUUUGAAAUCGCAUAAAAUUAUGAGACGAAGCAUUUGCGAAUGCGUGUAAAUACGCGUGGAUAACUAUAGGUUGCUAUAAAAGAAAUUAUAGCAUCUUAAUUAAAUAGUAAAAGUGACAUUUGUUGUUGGCGUAAAGGUGUAUAUAUAAUAUUAAUAUAUAGGAUAAUAUACAUACGAAUAAACAUAAUGAAUUCCAAGCCGUCGGUCAACAGAAAUGUCAAAGAAUUUAUUUUUAUUGUCUUGUAAUGUGAAAGCUACAAGCUAUAAAUGACAACAAUAAUAACAACAGCAGCAAGCAAUCUAAAUCUUUGGCCUCAAACAAAUUGACAUUUCCCUAUUGACACAUAAAAUGCAACUUCAACUGGCCGCUCGCUCGCUAAUUAAAAUACGCUUGUCUGCUUGGCUGCUUUUGUGCCAAUUAGCGACAUUCGCAGCUUGUUAAUUAACGCUGAGUAUCAGCAAUUAAAAUAACAAUAAAACAACAACAACAACAACUGCAACUAAGCAAAAAAUAAAAUGUUUAAACUUUGUAAAUUUACUGCAAAUUAAUUGCUCAUUAGCUCGCCGUUGACGAACAUUAACUUGCGCGUAUAUUAGCAACAACAACAACAACAAUCGUUACAAUCAACAGCAAGCAAUCAUCUGCAAGUCUCACCCAAUUGCUGCAGCUGUCCGCACAGUGACAGCAGCGACUGUUGAUAUAGCCCAUCAGUGGCCGCUGAACGUCACGCGCUUUCCCAUCUGCACUUUUAUUGACCAUCUGGAUUGACACAGUCGUCGUAGUACUGGACGCUUCAGCACUUUGCGGCUUACUUCGCAUUCUACUUUUCUUCGCGGCAUUUACAUACUUGCGUCCGUGUGUACGUGCGUGUGUUUGUUGUGUUAAUUCAUGUGCAUUUUGCAAUCGAAAUCGCGACAUUUAUUUAUUACAAGUGUCAAUGAGUGAAUGUCAAGUGUCGUAGUGAUUUACUUGUGUCAUCGGAUUGCCGUCGGUCGCUUUGAUGCAUGGAACGCGCACGUCGUGUUUGCUUGUGAAAAAUGUUGAGAAUUUGCUUUUAUGUUUGCCUUUUCGUAUUUUGCGGAUUUCUUUGAUUAGCUGCAAGUAGCGCGUUAAUUUACUGCUUCGUAACAAUACACACAUACAUACAUAUAACGGACAGGCGCUGUGUGGUUUGCAGCCGUAGCUUGUGCAACAUUGAAAUAUGUUGUAUAAUGUGCCGUGUUAUCAAAAUUUUUCAACACUGGAUUACUACAAGGUCAAACGUCCCAAAACAGAGCACACGGACACAAAUGAACGAAAUCGCCUUUGUUCUCAAACCACCGCUCAAUCGCCGCAUCAUCAGCAGCAACAGCAACAGUCACAGCAGCCUCAGCACCAUAGUUCACAGCUUCAUCCCCACUCCCUGCCACAUACACAAUCACCACUGGGCGGUGCGGGCGCCGCUUCCUCAGCCGCGUCUGGUCAAUGCAGCCCACUGACGCUGCCACCACAAUCACAGCCGCUGCAACCAACAAUCACUUCGCUGGCGUCACUCAGCGGCCAUUACAAUGCGGCGCCCAACCUGAAUUCAAGCUGUAGCCUAUCAUCUGGCCUGAGCGCCUAUCCUUCACUUAGCUCCGCUGCGGCUGCUUCAUUCGCGCAAUCGCCCGGCAGCAGCUUCUCCACAUAUCAGCAUCCGCAUGCGACGACUGAGGGCGCGUCGAGCGGUGUCGAUGGCUCAGCAGGUCUCGGUAACGCGGGCGCUGCGGGUGUGGGUAGGCAUGCAGAUUUAGGUGUCGGUGUGGGUGGCGCCGGCAGUGCUGGCAUGUCGCACUGGCUGCCAGCUGAGUCACAUUUGACAUCUGUGAAGUCGGAGAACCGUAGUCCGGGUCUCAAUAAUAGCGGCGGCAGCGGUGGCGCAUCUAAUGUGAACGCUGUCGGCGGUGGUUUAGAGACGCAGUCGUCGCUGGGCGGCAGCAAUGCGUCCCAAUUGGAUGGCAGUAACGUGAUGACAGGUAAUGGUGGCGCACCCACUAACAGUUCAAUCUACAGUUGUUCAUCGGUCGGUGUUGGUGGACUGGGUGGCAUGGAAGGUGGUGUGGCGGGCAUUGGCACAAACUCCACCUCCAGCGCUGCUAUGGCGGCGGUGAAUUCUUCAGCUGCAGCAGCAGCUGCAGCGGCUGCGUAUGAUACCAGCAAACACGAUUAUUACAACUACUACAACAGCAUGCAGCAGUAUACGCCACCCUUCUACUCCACCUAUGGUACGCCCUACACGACGGCAGCGGCGCGCGCCGCCACCAAAAUUGAACCCAGUUCGCCGUACUUAACGCCGUCGUAUGCAACUGCGGCAAGCAACAAUAAUUCCUCACAGCUCUAUCCAACCGCUUAUGGCUACAACAAUUUCGCGCAAUUUGGCACAGCUGCCGCAGCGGCGGCGCAACAGGACUAUAGUGGCUACUACAAUGACCAGUACGGCAACUAUUAUAACCCAGCAAGCUACUCACCGUAUGCAGCCGUAAGCUCGCCCAGUUCCAGCGCUGCCAGUCAUGGCUUCCAUGUGGGCGCUUCCAAUUUGUCAGAGAGCCCCACAGAUACACACUCGACCACACCGGUGUUGCAUGCCACACAUUCACCGCAUUCGCCGCUGCCGAUCUCACCAAAUGCCACCGCCGCUGCGCUCAGCACAAACUCCACGGCGGCCGCAACAGCGGCACAUGCCAAGAGUACGCCCACCAGCAAGAGUGGGCGUUCGCGUGGACGACGCCAUCAGCAGCCGAGUCCAACGCGCAGCACCACAUCCGACACACCAAACAGUGAUGCGGCCAAGCCGCCAGAACGCGUCUUCAUCUGGGAUCUAGAUGAGACGAUCAUCAUUUUCCACACGCUACUCUCCGGUUCCUUCGCCAAUCGCUACACCAAAGACCAAAGCACACUGCUGACGAUCGCCUUUCGCAUGGAGGAGAUGGUCUUCAACAUGGCCGACACGCACUUCUUCUUCAACGAAAUCGAGGAAUGUGAUCAGGUGCACAUCGAUGAUGUGUCCUCCGAUGACAACGGACAGGAUCUGAGUAAUUACAAUUUCGCGACGGACGGUUUCCAUUCGGGUGCGCCACCUGGCGCGCCACCAAAUCUCUGCCUGCCGACCGGUGUGCGUGGCGGCGUCGACUGGAUGCGCAAGCUGGCGUUCAGAUAUCGCAAAAUCAAGGAGAUCUACAACACCUACCGGGGAAAUGUUGGCGGUCUCUUGGGUCCCGAGAAGCGCGACGCAUGGCUGCAAAUACGUUCGGACAUCGAAAUGGCUACCGACAACUGGGCCUCGCUGGCCACCAAGUGUCUCAAUAUGAUUGCGCAACGCGAGAAUUGCGUGAAUGUGUUGGUGACGCAGACGCAACUGGCGCCCGCCUUGGCAAAAGUGCUGCUCUUCGGGCUCGGCGGCAUCUUUUCCAUUGAAAAUAUCUACAGCGCACACAAGAUCGGCCACGACACCUGCUUCGAACGCAUUAUGACGCGGUUCGGACGCAAGGGCACCUACGUCGUGAUCGGCGAUGGCACGGAGGAGGAGAACGCGGCGAAGACGUACAAUUUCCCCUUCUGGCGCAUAUCGUCGCACAGUGAUAUACGCGCGCUCUACACGGCGCUCGACAUGGGUUUCUUAUGAAAGACGCGCAGCUGCUUCUGCUUCUGGGUACAUUGCGCGGCAAUAACACUGUAAAAAAUACAUACAUAUAUGAGUUAAAUGAUGACUAUUCUAAUAUUAACACUGCGCUCAUGCAGAUGCACGUAUACUACUUAACUAAGCGAACAACUCUUGCAUGUAAAUUAAAUCAAUAUUAUUGUAGCUAAGCAAAUGUACGCACUAAAGAUUAAAAGACUUAAUCAUUGUAUUUAGUAAAAGUAAAGUAUAACUAUUAAAUUAAUUAAUGAAAAAUAAAAAUAAAAAAUAAAAUAAAAAACAUAUGUAUAACACUAAAAAUUUGAAAACAAAAAAUAUUUAAAAUUUUAUUUGUUUUUGCCUCAAUGCGUUGCAAACAAACAAGAACAAGAUAAUAACAAAAAAAUCUCUUUUAAGUUGUAUUAUAUUUAUAGAACGUGUGUUAACAUAAAAUUUCCUGGCCUAAGCUAAGUUUACAACCUGACUUAAAUGAUAAUAAUUAUUUUGAAAUUAUU